AAGACGAAAUAAUAUAGUUUGGAAUCAUUCAAAUAGUAACAUUUGAAGAAACAGCAAGAUGUUUACUAAAAUUGUUGUUAUCGCCGGGUGUCUGUUUGGCUUGGCUCAAGCUGGGGCUUUGGCCGGCGGCGCAGGGCUCAGACAUGGCGCAGGGCUUGGUUAUGGCGCUGGGGUCGCCUACGGCGCAGGGCUCGGACAUGGCGCAGGGCUCGGCUAUGGCGCAGAGCUUGGUUAUGGCGCUGGGGUCGGCUAUGGCGCUGGCCUUGGUUACGGCGGUUUGGGAUACACCGGCGCUCCUGCGACUUCAUACGUUCACCGCGUUGACUACAACACUGGUCACGGUGGUUACGGGGCUGGCUACAGCGCUGGUUACGAUGGCUACGGCGCCCACGGUGGCUACGGCGCUGGUUACGGACGCGGACUCUAUGGCCACGGUGGCUGGUAA
Cydia amplana is the source of this 445-nucleotide messenger RNA. Its product is annotated as keratin-associated protein 6-2-like. NCBI's taxonomy places the organism in Eukaryota, Metazoa, Arthropoda, Insecta, Lepidoptera, Tortricidae. The record is from RefSeq and is a predicted model, not a curated record. The transcript has a single exon. Bases 59 to 445 code for a protein of 128 amino acids.